CCCGCCAGGGGGAACCUUCUGUACCUUGCUCGGUUUUUUUCCGGUGGGGACACAGGGGGAACUCAAGCGACUCAAGUUCAAGCUAAGGAAGUUCCUGCGCUGGGAAAUGAAUCUACAGUACUGUAUAUCUAGCCUGUGCCUGUGCCUGUGGGCGGAACGCCGUUUGAAUUGGUAGAUACGACACGCCACUUUGGAGACGCGUGCCUCAAGCGACGCUAAGCUCGGGAAGUAGUAGCCGUCAGUGCGUUCCGUGUGUGUGUGUGGAUGGCGAGAAAAACAAAAGACCAAGGAGCACGUUAGCACAUUGCGCCGUAUACGGUUGCGUACAAGUUGUACAAUGCGACCAGGGAACUGAGAGUGACCUUUUAUCGGUUAUAAAAUACAUAUACCGUUUUUCUUUUCUUUAUUUUUCCAAAUCUUAUUGUAAUGUAUUGACAAAAAAAGUAAACCUUACGAAAAACAGUUGAGAAUUGAACAAUUUACGACUUAAUUUCAAUGUCCACGCAUUGCCUUGGAUGGGUACUUCGCCCCCACCAACAUGGCCACCGCGGAGUCACGCCGGCUCGAGGGGCUGCAACAGCACGCUAGCUCAUCUCGUGUUCCUAUCUACGUGUGGAACGCUGGGCGAGCCGCGCGGUUACCAUGACGACGAGGCUUUGUUGUACGUCACUACCGGCAGGAGGCGCUUCAGGAGCCUCGGUUUGCUCUCUUUUCGCUCUUUUUGUCGCUCGCGUCGUCGCAUGAAGAGGAAGAAAGCGGGCGGACUCUGUGCCAGUCGUCACCACGGCCCGUUCGUCGCGCGUCUCAUGUUAGCAUCACAUGCUAACUCGCUCCGCCAGUGCGUGCGUGUGCGUGUGUGGCUGUAAGGCGUGCGCGCGCGCGUGAGGACCAUGUCCGUGUCCGUGAUCAUCAAGUGGGGCGGCCACGAGUACGCCAUCACGUCCCUGUGCGAGGAGGACACCGUCAUGGACCUCAAGCAGUCCAUCAAGGCGCUGACCGGCGUGCUGCCCGAGAGACAGAAGCUGCUCGGGCUCAAGGUCAAAGGGAAAGCGGCGGAGGACCAAGUGAAGUUGGGCUCGCUCAAGCUGAAGCCCAACACCAAGAUCAUGAUGAUGGGCACCAGGGAGGAAGGCCUGGAGGAGGUUUUAGCGCCCCCCCCCGAGAAUGACGACGUGGUCAACGACUUUGACAUCGAGGAGGAGGUCGUCGAAGUGGAGAACAGGGAGGAGAACCUGGCAAAGAUCACUCGGCGCGUCAAAGACUACAAGGUGGAGGAGAUGAACUCCCCCAGGGAAGGAAAAAGACUUCUGGUCCUGGAUGUGGACUACACUUUGUUUGACCACAAGUCGUGCGCAGAAACCGGUCAGGAGCUGAUGAGGCCGUACCUUCACGAGUUCCUGACGUCGGCGUACGAGGAUUACGACAUCGUUAUCUGGUCUGCCACCAGCAUGAAGUGGAUCGAGGCCAAAAUGAAGGAGCUGGGUGUGAUUGACAACCCCAACUACAAGAUCACGUUCAUGCUGGACAGCGCCGCCAUGAUCACCGUGCACACGCCCAAAAGGGGCGUCGUCGAGGUGAAGCCGCUGGGCGUGAUCUGGGGCAAGUACGAGCGCUUCUACAGCAGGAAGAACACCAUCAUGUUCGACGACAUCGGACGCAACUUCCUCAUGAACCCGCAGAACGGACUCAAGAUCCGGCCCUUCAUGAAGGCCCACAUGAACCGCGAGAAGGACCGCGAGCUCCAGAAGCUGAGCGAGUACCUGAAGGAGAUCGCCACCCUCGACGACUUCACUACGCUCAACCACAAACACUGGGAGAAGUAAUGCAAAAAUGCACAACUGCACGAACACAAACACCGGGAGAGGUACCUGUCCAAGAGACAGCAACACUGACCACAAAGUACACGAGACCACGACGAAGACAAUAUGACGACGACACACUGGAAGAAUGCAAAUCCCGCAGACAAGCUCCGCCCGCUACACACAGACGACCUGCACUGUGUGUGUGUGUGUGUGUGUGUGUGUGUGUGUCCGGUCUCAUGACACAAAGUAUACCGCUGCGCUCGACACCCUGGUACUUCCUGCCACAACACACGCCAACAUGUACGCAGCAACACAAAAAUACAGAAAACACAAUGCAGCAAAUACAACAAGAAGACAAGAAGCGCAAUGCGGCAACACAACUAAGUAACAACACAAACACAACGCAGCAAUACAAAAAACACAACACAACAAUACAACAAUUCAGCCACAGAAGAAACAACAACAUAACAGCAAACACAAUGUAGCAACACCACAACACAAAACAGCAGCACAUGCAGCAACAACAGAAAACAACACAAGUGCAAAAACAACGACAUAAUGCAGCUAACACAACUUAGCAACACAAAAACAAGAAUUGCAAAGAUGAAAAACAUCUUAAAAGGCUUAGAAAAUAUAGUAGUGUGCAUGUUGUCAUGGAAACCGCUGGAGGAAUGUGUGUGUAUAUGUAACUUGGUCAGUGGAGCGAUUGUGUUGUUGUUGUCGUUUGGGUGAAGAGACUGCAUUUUGAACAACAUUUGGCGUGUGCAAGUAUGACCUGAAUUAAUACAAACUUUUUUUGUACCCAAACUCUCUGGAGUGCGUCAUUGAUUUAAUUGAGCUCUUUUAUGCAAU
Molecule: messenger RNA, 2654 nt
Organism: Phycodurus eques (leafy seadragon)
Lineage: Eukaryota; Metazoa; Chordata; Actinopteri; Syngnathiformes; Syngnathidae
Gene: ublcp1
Product: ubiquitin-like domain containing CTD phosphatase 1
Exons: 11
Coding region: 891-1823 (310 amino acids)
Biological process (GO): protein dephosphorylation
Cellular component (GO): nucleus
Molecular function (GO): protein binding; protein serine/threonine phosphatase activity
Source: RefSeq, a predicted model, not a curated record